This is a messenger RNA of Engraulis encrasicolus (European anchovy), 1776 nucleotides long. RefSeq names its product rabphilin 3A homolog (mouse), a (gene rph3aa). The transcript has 14 exons. Gene Ontology annotation, biological process: intracellular protein transport. The record is from RefSeq and is a predicted model, not a curated record. Gene Ontology annotation, molecular function: small GTPase binding. NCBI's taxonomy places the organism in Eukaryota, Metazoa, Chordata, Actinopteri, Clupeiformes, Engraulidae. The coding region runs from base 1 to 1776 and encodes 591 amino acids. Gene Ontology annotation, cellular component: membrane.
AUGGCGGUGAGUCCCGCGGAGCUGACGGAGGAGGAGAAGAGGAUCAUCAGCGGCGUGCUGGAGAGAGCUGAGCAGCUGGACGCACAGGAACAACAGCGCAUCGGGCGUCUGGAGCAGCAGCUGUGCAGUGUGCGUCUGGCGGCGCGUGGUGACGGGGCCUCCUCAUGCCUCCUGUGCUCAGCCGCCCUCGGGCCCAACGCACUGGCCUGCGAACACUGCAGAAAGUUCGUGUGUAACCAUUGUGGUCUUCAAAGAGGUUCGCGAUCCUUGCGGCUUUGCAGAAUUUGCAGCGAGGAAGAUGAGGUGUCCAGAAGAUCAGGUGCGUGGUUCUUCAAGGGGCAGCCCAGACAGAUGACUCCGCCCCUUCCCCGUGCCACGCCCUCUCCAGCCUCCACUGGACCAAUCAGAGAUGCUCAAGUCACAUCCACAACAACAAAGGCCCCACCCAGUCAAUCGAGAACCACACCAACCAACCACCGCACACCCACCACAUACCAAGAUUCUAGAACCUCAACUGAAGAUUCUAGAGCCCCAACUGCAGGCAUAGUGGCCCCGACUUCAGAGUCCAGAGUCCAGAGUCACAAUGCUGUCACAGUAUCACCUGCGUCCCCAAGGGAUGUGCCUGCGGAAAGUGGAGGUGAUGCCCCUGCAGCACCCACAGGGCACGGCGCCGCUCCACCCCUUAACCAACCAGCACCCGCGCCAGAGGCGGCCCGACCCCCCGCCACUGUGUUACCAGGGCAACAGGGCGUAAUGGCUCCAACUCCAGCCGCAGCCCCGCGGGUCUCCUCUGGUUCCCAGCCCUCGGCCAAUCAGCAGCAGGAGGAGAAGGACGACAGCUAUGACUCAGAUGACACGCCAACACUAGGCGUUCUGGACUUCAGUCUCCUUUAUGAGGAGGCGACCAGCAGCCUACAGUGCAACAUCCUCAAAGCCAAGGGCCUGAGACCAAUGGACUCUAAUGGGCUGGCUGACCCCUAUGUCAAACUGCACCUGCUGCCAGGGGCCAGCAAGGCCAACAAGCUGCGCACCAAGACCCUGAAGAACACGCUGACCCCUGUGUGGAGUGAGAUCCUGGUGUACCACGGCAUCACCGCAGACGACCUGCAGCGCAGAACACUCAGGCUGUCGGUGAGUGAUGAGGACAGGUUUGGCCAUAACGAGUUUAUCGGCGAGACGCGGGUGGCACUGAAGAAGCUGAAGCCGAACCAGAAGAAGGACUUCAGUGUCUGUCUGGAGAGGGUGAUACCGGUAAGAAGAACAGCAGUUGGUGGCUCAGUUCGAGGCAUGGCUCUCUAUGAUGACACGGUGAAGGAGGGUUCUGAGGCGGGCGGGGAGGAGAGGGGGCGUGUCCUGGUGUCCCUCACCUACAUCAGCCAGAAGGGGGAGCUCCAGGUGGGCGUCGUCCGCUGCGCUCACCUCAUCGCCAUGGACGCCAAUGGAUACUCCGACCCCUUCGUCAAGAUUUGUCUCCAGCCGGAUAUGGGGAAGAAGGGCAAGCGGAAGACUCAGAUCAAGAAGAAGACCCUGAACCCAGAGUUUAACGAGGAAUUCAACUUUGAAGUCAAACACGGAGACCUGGCCAAGAAGACCCUGGACAUCUCGGUGUGGGACUAUGACAGGGGCUCAGCUAACGACUUCAUUGGUGGGUGCCAGUUGGGCAUCUCUGCCAAGGGCGAGUGCCUGAAGCACUGGUACGAGUGCCUGAAGAACAAAGACCAGCGGGUGGAGCGCUGGCACGUGCUGCUCAACACCCAGCAGCCCCUCAGCGACUGA